UCCCGUAACUGCGGAGGGGCGUGGUGAACCUAUAGUGCCGCUUAAAGAGUUUACAACCUCACAAUCAUUCCCAGACUUUGGCUUCUGGAUGUGUGACUAAGGACGAGAGGAAGUACUGAAAGACGUUUUUGGAAGUUUUAGGGCGAUUUUUGAAAGAACGAGGACACAUUCGCUUCCUUGUUCACCCCUUGAAAACAUACCCGUUUGGACUCUACCGAUUUACCGCAAUACAGUGGGCUUGCCUCAGGUUUGAAUUAAGACUCAACCCGAAAGUCAUUUUGAGGCUGUUAUAGACACAGCUGGAUCCAGUUUUCUAGAGUGUUUUAAUAAGAGAGGAUGUAUCGAAACUUUGGGAAUCAAGGACGAGGCAACCCGCCGUACACAGGGUCAAACCCUGUAUCCCUGGGAAGCACCAGCAGUUCAGCCACACAACAGGAGCAGAAAUAUACAAUGGCAGGCACCAGUCAGUUCGUACCAAGCCUCAAUGCCAUUACAACCAACCAGGACCUCCAGUGGCUGGUCCAGCCCUCCCUUAUGCAUCCACCAGGCCCUUCAAGAUCUCCAGUACCUCCUUACCCAACCGUCACAGGGGCACGGCCACUGGGUCAGGCCCCUCACCACUCCCAUCUUCUCAGACCUGGAGUCAUAAGGGCAGCUGCAAACCCCACUGCUUCAACAAGACGCCGGAACGAUGAACAUUUAUCCCAGGAAGAGAUUGAGAGACGGAGAGUAAGAAGGGAGCGGAAUAAGUUAGCAGCAGCAAAAUGUCGCAAUCGCCGCCGGGAACUGACAGACACACUGCAAAAUGAGACUGACCUGCUAGAGGAUGAAAAGUCCCGUUUACAGAAGGAAAUAGCUAAUUUACAAAAAGAGAAAGACAGGCUUGAGCUAGUUCUCGAGGCUCACCGUCCCAUUUGUAAGAUAGAGGAAUCUGAUUCAGAUUCUGACCCAAAUCCAUCAAUUUCCUCUUUGGGAGGCAUCAAAAUGGAGCCAGAGGACCAUGGGAGACCUGGACCCUCAACCAAACUACCAACAAAGAUGGAGAAGCCCAAACCAAAGAUAACCAUCCCCAGCAAGCCUACAGCACCGUCAACCUCUGCUGUCAUCACUGAAUCAGAGUCACUCCACACCCCGAUUCUUACAUCUACUCCCUCUCUCACGCCCUUCACAGCUGGGAUGGUUUUCACCUAUCCGACUGCCCCAUUAGACACCAGUGCCUCUACAUCCCAUGCUACAUCACAACAGGGAAAUGUACCACAGCCUCGUGCCCCGCAGCCCUGUGGGAUAGCUCAUCGCCGCAGCAGCAGCAGUGGUGACCAAUCGGAUCACUCCCUGCACUCCCCGACCAUCCUCACUCUGUGAUCGGCAGCUCUAUCAUCCUGGCAAUACUCUAAUAUUCGUUUGAAUUGAAGUCAUAAUGUUUGUGUUUGUGACCAAAAAGGAUCUCUGGGAAACGUUACAGUGAUAAUUGUGAUAAGCAUUUCAAAAUGAGCUGCGUGCAUCUGCUUUAUUUCAUCUAUUUAGAAAGUUGAUUUGUACUUAGACAUGAAAAUUAGUGGCAUUAUCAGGAUAUGAAUGUUACACUCUUUAGUUUUGAUAUAAAGUCUUUAUAUUUCUUUAUAUAGUCUUUUUAAAAGCUAUCAGGUUGAAUAAAUAUAGAAUAAGUUUGAGGUUUAUUAUGAAAGCAUUGCAUGCAGAAUAUAUUCUCCUAAGAGUUAGACAAGCUUUCUAUGUGAUAAGUAUAUAUGAUACAUAAUAUAUUAAAAGUGAUAGUUAUAAUAUAUUAAUAAUGUUAUAUGUUGUAAUUAUAAUAUAUAAUGUUGCAUUUAAUGACUUGUUACAUUGUUACAUUGUAAUACAACCUUGUAACAUUUUAAUACAACACUUUAUAAAUGUCCUCACUAAAUAGUACUUACAAAUAAAGGGUCCUUAUUUUUGUAUGAAUCUUUUAAAAGAAAUCCUGACAUUGUCUAUGCAAAUUAUUGACCACUAAGGCUGGGCCGUAGGAGUUAAUAUAGAUUAUAUAAUCACAUAUUUAUUUUUGAGAGUGUAAUAUAUUUUUGGUAAUGUUUUCUCUGACAAAUGAACUGUUGGUGGGCAGUGCCUUACUUUUAUCUUUUGUCAAAGCUGUACUACUUUACAGACAAUAAAGAACAGCAGUUCAUAACUGUG
Molecule: messenger RNA, 2172 nt
Organism: Larimichthys crocea (large yellow croaker)
Lineage: Eukaryota; Metazoa; Chordata; Actinopteri; Sciaenidae
Gene: fosl1a
Product: FOS like 1, AP-1 transcription factor subunit a
Exons: 4
Coding region: 337-1362 (341 amino acids)
Biological process (GO): regulation of transcription by RNA polymerase II
Cellular component (GO): nucleus
Molecular function (GO): RNA polymerase II cis-regulatory region sequence-specific DNA binding; DNA-binding transcription factor activity, RNA polymerase II-specific
Source: RefSeq, a predicted model, not a curated record